AUGGUGCUCGCGCAGUUAGGAGGGAGUAUAUCGCGGGCUCUUCAGCAGAUGAGCAAUGCGACGAUAAUUGAUGAGAAGGUUCUGAAUGAUUGUCUCAAUGAGAUCACACGGGCGCUUCUUCAGUCCGAUGUACAGUUCAAGCUUGUCCGCGAUAUGCAGACCAAUAUUAAGAAAAUCGUCAAUCUCGACGACCUAGCUGCGGGCCACAAUAAACGAAAAAUUAUCCAACAGGCUAUUUUUAACGAGCUUUGUAAGAUGUUGGAUCCGGGAAAACCUUCAUUCGCUCCCAAAAAAGGGAAACCAAGUGUUGUUAUGUUCGUCGGUUUGCAAGGAUCUGGGAAAACGACCACGUGUACAAAAUAUGCAUACUACCAUCAGAAGAAGGGCUGGAAACCAGCUCUGGUUUGCGCAGAUACAUUUAGAGCUGGUGCUUUUGACCAGUUGAAGCAAAAUGCAACUAAAGCUAAAAUUCCUUUUUACGGAAGCUAUACUGAGUCAGAUCCUGUAAGAAUUGCAGUAGAAGGUGUUGAAAGAUUCAAGAAAGAAAAUUGUGAUCUCAUAAUUGUUGACACCAGCGGGCGCCACAAACAAGAAGUUGCUCUUUUUGAAGAGAUGCGCCAAGUUUCUGAAGCGACAAAACCAGAUCUUGUUAUAUUUGUUAUGGAUAGUAGUAUUGGUCAAGCUGCUUUUGAUCAAGCUCAAGCAUUCAAGCAAAGUGUAGCAGUUGGAGCCGUGAUCGUUACUAAAAUGGACGGUCAUGCCAAGGGAGGUGGUGCUCUUAGUGCAGUUGCAGCAACAAAAAGUCCUGUCAUAUUUAUUGAUGUUCUCCAUGCUUCCAGGAUUUAG
Molecule: messenger RNA, 846 nt
Organism: Fraxinus pennsylvanica
Lineage: Eukaryota; Viridiplantae; Streptophyta; Magnoliopsida; Lamiales; Oleaceae
Source: the annotation of a GenBank genome assembly